AGAAGGAAGAUGGCGGCGGCCCCGCUGUACUGUGUCUGCCGGCAGCCCUACGAUGUAAGCCGGUUUAUGAUCGAGUGUGACAUCUGUAAAGACUGGUUUCACGGCAGCUGUGUGCAGGUAGAAGAGCAUCAUGCUGUGGACAUUGAUGUUUACCACUGUCCCAACUGUGAUGUGGAACACGGACCCUCCCUGAUGAAAACGCGCAACAACUGCCACAGGCACGACUACACAGAGCCAAACGAUGGGCUGAAGCCGGUGCAGGCUGGCACCCCAGUGUUCGUCAAGGAGCUGCAGACCAGGACCUUUGCCAGUGGUGAGGAGAUCAUGAUGCAGAUGAAGGGCGAGCAGGUGACCACCCGCUACCUGGAGAGACACGGCUUCAGCUACCCCAUUAAAGUCACAGAGAUGGAGGGCCUGGGACUCAAACUACCACCCCCUACUUUCUCUGUCAAAGAUGUGGAGCAGUAUGUGGGUAGCAAAAAAAUCAUCGACGUGAUAGAUGUGGCACGACAGGCGGACAGCAAGAUGAAGCUCAGUGAGUUUAUCAAGUAUUACUCCAACCCGUGUCGACCCAAAGUCCUCAACCUCAUCAGCCUGGAGUUCUCUGACACCAAGAUGUCGGAGUUGGUGGAGGUUCCCGACGUGGCUCAGAAGAUGUCCUGGGUGGAGAACUACUGGCCCGACGACUCCUUCUUCCCCAAGCCCUUUGUCCAGAAGUACUGCCUCAUGGGAGUCAAGGACAGCUACACAGAUUUCCACAUAGACUUUGGAGGCACCUCUGUCUGGUAUCAUGUUCUCUGGGGUGAGAAGAUCUUCUACUUGAUCAAGCCCACCCCCGCCAACCUUGCACUAUACGAGGCAUGGAGCUCCUCGCCCAAUCAGAGCGAAGUGUUCUUUGGGGACAAAGUGGACAAGUGUUACAAGUGUGUCGUGUCCCAAGGAACCACCCUGCUCAUCCCUACAGGCUGGAUCCAUGCUGUGCUCACCUCUCAGGAUUGCAUGGCGUUCGGAGGGAACUUCCUUCACAACCUCAAUAUUGGCAUGCAGCUCAGGUGUUAUGAAAUGGAGCGUCGCCUGAAAACCCCAGACCUCUUUAAGUUUCCGUACUUCGAGGCCAUCUGUUGGUAUGUGGCCAAGAACCUCUUGGAAAUGCUGAAAGAGCUACGAGAGGACAACUGUCCACCCCCAAUCUACCUGGUGGAGGGAGUGAAGGCUUUAAUCAGCGCACUGAGGACGUGGUUGAAGAGAGAGGUGACUGAGCCUUCCAGUGAGGUACCAGACAAUAUCAGGCCCAACCAUCUCAUUAAAGAGCUGACCAAGGAAAUCCGCUACCUGGAGGAGGAACCAGUCAGCGUUAGCAAGCCAGUGAAACCUCAGGGAAGUGUGUGUGGAGUAGCAUCUGGAUCAAACGGCUGCCCGGCCACUCGCGCCCCACUGGAGAGGCUGGACCACGCCCGGCAGGCGAGGAGGGCGGCCCGGAGGCUGAGGGAGCAGCAGCGGCACGCCCCCAAGGUGCCCUCCAACCUGGACAUCUUAGAGCGGCACACCAAGGAGGUGCUGAGGAGGCUGGAAGUGGGACCGCUGGAGGAGGAUGCGGCGUUCUGUGCCAAGGUUCGUGGGAAGCUGAAUAAAGUGUCGACGGCAUCAGCCGCUGCUGCCGCCGAGUCUCUAGAGGACAACCACCACCUACGGCUGAUGCUCGUCAAUGGAAGAAUCAUCAGAGACUUGAGGCAGCCAGCCAGCAACCCAGUGAAGACGGAGGCUGAGUGGUCAUCGGGCAGCCCACCAAAGAGUUGUACGGACGUGAAGUCUGAAAGGACAGAGGACAGCGGAGAGCAGCCCAGCACAGUCGGGAAACCCACGUUCCUCAGUGGUCUGGAGAGGAUGAAGACUGAACUCAGGGAAGAAGUGUCAGGACACUCCGGUGUGUCAGACGCAGAUUCAGACAGUGACUCUCCCACAGAGCAUAAAGCAGCAGCAUCGUCGUCGUCGUCGUCUUCAUCAUCAUCGUCGUCGUCCUCCUCUUCUGAUGAGGAUUCAGGGAGUUCCCAGGAGGAAGAGGAGGAUGAAAGGGGCUCAGGGCACACCAUAGAGCUGGACCAGUCUGGCCAGAAACUCAGGCACGAACACAAACCACUCAAACGAGAACGUCCUACCUCACCCAGCACAGAAGAGGCCAUUCAGGGGAUGCUGUCUAUGGCCGGGCUGCUGUGCUCCUCCGAGCCAGAGAAGGUGGCCUCCUCCCAGGAGUCCUGGUGGUCCGGCUCCAGCCAGGGCUCGCCUCUGGAGCGGAGGGAGGAGGCGCAGCACCGCCUGCAGGGAGACCAGAGCCCCAUGGACAGCCAGGGCAACAGCAGUGAAGCCUGGGACAAUCAGGGGCUCCCCAGCCCACUCAGCAGGGGCCACAGCGGCAGCCCAGAGACAGAAUACCAGUACUGUGACCCCUCCAUGUCCCCACCACUGCACCCCUCCAAGAGGCACGCACCCAACCCCCCACCCAUCAGCAAUCAGGCCACGAAAGGCAAAAGGCCCAAAAAAGGAAUGGCCACAGCCAAGCAGAGACUGGGGAAGAUUCUGAAACUCAACCAACACAAUCGUGUGUUUGUGUAACAGUCCAAAUCUCCAAACGCAAAGAGAUGCGUGGGGAUGUGUUCUUUGGGGAAGAAAGAAACACUGGUGUAUUUGUUACCAGACACUCUGGUGCUUCAGAAAAGGAGGAAAAAACCAUACACACUGCCUGGAGUCGGCCGAAUUUUGACACGUAAAACACGCUCACUGUGCAUGCUAAGGAGACAGGGUAUUGGAUUUGAAAAAAGCAAGUGCACGACUUCACCACAAGCACACUAAGAACAAAACAGAAAGGAGCUACGGGAAGCGGAGAGGGACAAGCAUGUUGUGAGAUGUUCUGCUGCAGGGAAAGGUGGACCGAGGCUCCUGUGGGCAUUCAAAUGGACCGGGGAGAUGUCGGAGGUCUACCUAUCAAAAACGCUUGCUUUGCCAGGGAGCAGCUUCUGAUGCCAACAUCAUCUGGAUCAUAUUUUAGUAUUUCUCUCUGCUGACCAUCCCCCAAGCCCCCCCCCGCACAACCUUCACUUGCUUCAUGGCUUUCUGUGAAAGGAGCAGAUGAAACUGAGCUGUAUUUUUCGAGCAGGGUCUUUUUUUCUGAAGCUCUGAGGGGGGCAAAUGAGGUGCUAAGGAGAACAGAAAUUUCAAAAUGGUGCUUCUUGCUUGUACUUUUCUCAACUCAUGCUUGUCCCUUCCGGCCUACACCUCCCUCCCUGAUACACCCCCCCCCUUAUCUCAAUCACACCAGCAAUAAUGACUUUGAGGAGAGAGUGAGAGGCAGCACUUUGGAGCAUCCUUCUAUUUGGUGCAUUACAGACUUGCACAAUUCAGUGCAAACUGUACUCUCAAAUGUGCACUAUGUUUGAUAUUUAAAGAGUCUGCUUAAGGCAAGCUGCUCAAAGUGCUGCCUCUCUGAAUUUGUUUAAAAAUAGGAAUUACGAGUUUUUCGCUCGGUCUAAAAAUCCGAGGACUCGCAUGAUAUCCUGCUUAAUUUAUUGUUUUAUCUAUGUUGCUGUUUUUUUAUGUGUUAUUUUUAUCGAUUCUGAAUGAUGUAUUUAUUAAUUGAAAGAGAUAAUGAUUUUAUUAUAUUUCGACCCUAAAGCCUCAGUAAUUCUGAGGGGUUUUCUUCUUUAUAGGGUAUUUUAUUUUGUCUUUAACAAACUUUUUGUAAAUGUGGAUGUUUUAGAGUUCAUGUGAUCAUCAUCUGUUGAGUAGCAAUUUACCUACUAAAUCUUUGAAUAGCUUCUAUUCUUUCCCAACUCUUUACCCCCGUCCCCCCAGUUGAAUAGAUGUGUUCUUGUCUGUCUGGUUUCUCCCUGUAGCCAGAGGUGUUGGGCUAUGUGCAAACAGAAACCACGUUAGGUCGAAAAAUGUCAACUUUCAUUAUAAUUACAUCUGAGCUUUUUCAACUAGUGCCAGUUAUCUUUUUAGCAAAAAAACAAAACAAGUAUUCUGAGCCACUGUGGUCGAUGCAUUAAGAAGUGAACUUCUACGGGAUGAGUGAAUUGAGUUUUUUUUUUUUUUUUAAUACCAGUGCUGAUGUUCGAUGUGUGUUUUGCUCGGGGUGCGCAGUUCUUCACUCUCAGGGAAUGAUGCCAUGGACAUAACCUUCGAUUAACCAGUAGCCUCGUCGUGGACGCAGACAGGAUGUUCUCAGCACUCACUCGAGACUUUAAAGAUUCACCUCCUGCUUGAGGUUUGUUUUUUCAUUGCGCAACAAAAAUCAUUUCAUGGUUUUCAUGUUGUAAAGAUAAGCUGUCAGUCAUUGUACUUUUUUUAAGCAAGCUUUUACAACUUAUGUUAACAUGACUUUGGUAUUGUCCUUCACUGCUUCCUUACACACUUUCAGCUCAGUGUUAUUGGAAACACUCUUGUUGGUUGACUCUAAAACAUCCAUGCUAACUGGCAGUCUCCCAGAGACUUUGAAAGCUUUGCUCAGUUGGCUUGUAGUACACAUGACCUGCAAGGGACUGUGAUCAAUCUACCAGCCCCGACGAGGUGUUUCACAAUGAACCAACCUAAAAGAAUGAGUGUUCAUCACAUUGCCAGACUGAUCGCCUCCUUUUUUCUUACACUACACUUUAACAUUUGAACUCUUUGCAUGUCAAGUCAUUGAAAACAAGAGCUGGCCCGCAGGCAGGGCUUGUAAUAAGCUGUAGUAUUCAUCGUAGUUUCAUACAGUCUUUGUUUCGUAUGCAACUCUCGGCAUUUGUGAAAUGUGCGUUGGUUUUUGCAACAAAAAAAAAAAGUUUUAAACUUCUUAUGAUUUAAAAUAUACAAACACUGGCUAACUGACACUGUUAAUGCGUUGCAUUUUGUUUCUGCAUUUCAAAAAAUUGCGUGUAAAUAAAAUUAAUGAAAUAA
Messenger RNA from Notothenia coriiceps (black rockcod), 4929 nucleotides. RefSeq names its product lysine-specific demethylase 7B. The coding region runs from base 10 to 2610 and encodes 866 amino acids. Lineage: Eukaryota; Metazoa; Chordata; Actinopteri; Perciformes; Nototheniidae. The record is from RefSeq and is a predicted model, not a curated record. The transcript has 18 exons.